GGGACUACGAAGCUGUGGACGGAGACUUGCCUGCCGUGUUGACAUUGUCACCUUCUUGAUCUGCAAGGAAUGGGUGUGGUUGGUUCUGGACAGCACUUAGCAAUACUGAGUGUGAUCUCUGCCUUUUAAUGGCUUUCGAGCACGGCAUGCAUUAACAUUUGGCUCCCGUGGAAGGGAGUUGUCCGAAGACGCCAUUUAACUGGGUGCUGAUAAAAGAGGCUAGACACACACACAAAAUGUCUACAGAUGUUCCAAGACAAGGAGGAGUAUGGCGACAAACUAGAGUUCUUUUAUACAAGAAUUGCUUAAUUAAAUGGCGGACAAAAAGGACUAGUAUUCAGGAAAUCCUCAUCCCUCUUUCCUUACUAGGUUUGCUAAUCAUUAUAAGCAUGAUACAGCCAAACAAAAGACACGGUAGGAUGCCUGAUGCAGUUCUUUACUCUGCAAAUCGCUCAAGCCUUUCCAAGUUUAUUGUUGGCUACACACCAGUAACUAAUGUGACAAGGAAGAUCAUGCACAAAAUGUUUUCAGAAUACUGCCCAGAAGGAAAAGUUGCACAAGAAUUUCUGAAUGAACAAGAAAUGAAAGAAGCUAGCCUCCUUAGCCCAGAAAAGUUUAUAGGUAUAAUUUUCAAGGAUUCUAUGUCCUACCAUCUCAGAGUUCCUAGACAACUGAUUCCAGUAUCUUCAAGUCAUUUAGAAUUAAAAACUAGUUGUUCGAGACCUUCUGAAAUGUGCGAAGCUGAGGUAUACUGGUACUAUGGAUUUACCGCACUGCAGAACUGCAUUGAUGCAGCAAUUAUACAGUUUAAGACCAAUCAUUCCAUUUUGGAAGGCCUAGAGGAAACAGAAGCUGUCAUAAUGGGAAAAUCUGCUGCAGUGGAAAUUGAUUAUUUUCUUUGCGGAGUCAUUCUGAUUUACUUAGUGAUUGCUUUUUCGCCAUUUGGAUAUUACUUGACAAUCCAUAUCAUGACAGAAAAAGAGAAGAAAUUGAAAGAAUUUUUAAUAGUCAUGGGACUUCAAGACACGGCAUUUUGGCUGUCUUGGGUCCUACUGUACUCCAGUCUGAUAUUUGUCAUGUCUCUUCUCAUGUCGAUCAUUGCAACAUUCUCUUCGCUUUUCCCCAAAAGUAGCAGCUUUGUGAUAUUUCUUCUUUUUUUCCUGUAUGGAAUAUCCUCCAUUUCCUUUGCAUUUAUGCUAACAUCACUUUUUAAAAAAUCAACAAAUGCUGGCUCAGCUCAGUAUUUCACCACUGUGGCUUUUGGUGCUGUAGGUCUGACCAUUGUCCUGUUGGAAGACUUUCCAAAAUCCUUUGUGUGGUCAUUAAGUCCACUGUGUGAGUGCACAUUUUUAGUUGGCGUAGCACAGGUUAUACAUCUGGAAGAUUAUGAAGAAGGAGCUGUUUUAUCAAAUUUAAUCCAUGGCCCUUAUCCACUAAUUAUUACUCUUACACUAUUGGCCCUUGAUAGCAUGCUUUAUCUACUCCUAGGGAUUUAUUUUGAUCAAGUGAUUCCAGGAGCAUAUGGAUUGCGACGAAGUUUUUUCUUCUUUUUAAAACCUUCAUUUUGGAUAAAAAGAACAAGAAAUUAUGAGGAAUUGCAUGAGAGCUGUAAUAAUGAAAACCUAGAUUUCAGUGAGGUCACUGAGCCUGUACCUUCCGAAUUUAGGGGAAAAGAAGCUAUCAGAAUCAGCCAUAUUGAGAAAUCCUUUGUUAAAAAGGAUGACAUUGUGGAGGCUUUGAAAAAUUUAUCCUUUGACAUAUAUGAGGGUCAGAUCACAGCAUUACUUGGACAUAGUGGAACAGGCAAAACAACUUUGAUGAAUAUUCUUUGCGGAUUGUGCCCCCCUUCUGAUGGGUUUGCAUCAAUAUAUGGAUAUCAAGUUUCUGAAAUAGAUGAAAUGCUAGAUGUAAGAAAGAUAAUGGGAGUUUGCCAACAGAUAGAUAUAUUUUUUGAUGUAUUAACUGUGGAAGAGAAUUUAUCAAUAAUUGCCUCUGUUAAAGGUAUACCUCCCAAUGAUGUAAUACAAGAGGUUCAGAAAGUUUUAUUAGACUUGGAUAUGCAGCUCAUUAAAGAUAAUCAAGCAAAAACCCUGAGUGGAGGGCAGAAAAGAAAGCUGUCAGUUGGAUUUGCAGUUCUUGGAGACCCAAAGGUAUUGCUCUUAGAUGAGCCAACAGCUGGUAUGGAUCCAUGCUCACGGCAAACUGUUUGGAACCUCUUGAAAAACAGAAAAGCCAAUCGUGUGACAGUGUUCAGUACCCAUUUCAUGGACGAAGCAGACAUUGUUGCAGAUCGGAAAGCUGUGAUUUCCCGAGGAAUGUUGAAAUGUCUUGGCUCCUCUCUCUUCCUUAAGACAAAAUGGGGAAUUGGCUAUCGUUUGAGUAUGCAAAUAGACAGGUAUUGUAACACAGAAGGUACAGCAUUCUUGAUCAGGCAGCAUAUCCCUGGAGCCAGUCUGUUAAAGGAGAAUGAAGAACAACUUGUGUAUGCCUUACCAUAUAAAGAUACAGAUAGAUUUUCAGCACUCUUUGCUGAUCUAGAUACUCAUUCCCAUUUGGGUGUUAUUUCUUAUGGCCUUUCUACCUCAACCCUAGAAGAUGUAUUUUUCAAACUGGAAGUUGAAACAGAAAUUGACCAACAGGGCCAACAGGAUUUUGGUGUUUUUAAUUCAGAGCAAGCUGACGAGAAAAUGGAUACAAACUCUGUUGAUGAAGUAGAGCAAAGCCUGUUAAUGCUAUCUGUGACAAAAUCUUGUGCAAUAAGCAAUAAGUCUCUUUGGAGAAAGCAGGCCCUUGUAAUUGCAAAGGUUCAUUUUCGUAAUUUUAAUCGUGACAUUAAAUCAAUGUCAGAAGUGUUAGCACUGUUCCUAGUAUUUCUUUGUGUUGAGAUUUUUAUGUUUCACAUGUAUCAAGAAUACUUCAAAAAUGCUGUGGUUCCUAUCAAACUCUCUCCAGAUUUAUAUUUUCUUAAACCAAAUGAAACUCAUCAUAAAUACAAAACCAGCCUUCUUGUUCAAAACUACACUGGAGUAAACAUUGAUGACACAAUCAUAAACCCACUUCAGAGCCAGAAUAUACUGACAGAAAUGUUCAAUGGCAGUGACUACAUAUCAGUUUCCCCUCACAAUGCAGCAUUAAAUGUAGUUCAUGCAAGCAAGACCAUUAUCUUUAAAGCUGCUUUCAACCGAACCAUGCUACAUUCUUUACCUCUUAUGAUGAAUAUCAUUAGUAACUUGUACCUACACAAUUUAAAUGUAACUGAAAACAUCCAUAUCUGGAUUAGCUCUUUCAUUCAAGAAAUUACUGAUAGAGGUUUCAUAAUGGUGAUGAUUGUUCAGUGUUUGACAGUAGGUGUCACCAUGACCGGAUUGCCAUCAUAUUUUGCUAUGGAGAAUGCAGAAAAUCAUAGGAUCAAAGCUUAUACUCAGCUGAAGAUGUCAGGUCUUUAUCCAUCUGCUUAUUGGUGUGGACAAGCAUUAGUCGACAUUCCUCUAUAUUACACUAUUCUCCUUGUCAUGACUGGGAUCUUAUUUGGAGUUCAUCAUGAAAUUAUUUUUUUCCCUAUGAAGAUCUUUGCUGUAACGUUUUGCAUUAUAGGCUAUGUACCCUCAGUAAUUCUGUUCCAUUAUAUUGUCUCUUUCACUUUUAAAACUAUACAAAACACCAAAGAAUUUUGGUCAUUCAUUUUUCCAACUGCAGCUUUGAUCUGUAUUAUUGUUACUGAUGUAGCAUUUACACAGUGGUAUAACAUAGCCGUUAUAAUUCAUAUGUCCUUUUGUAUCUUCAUUCCAAUCUACCCUCUAAUUGGGUGCCUGAUUACUUUGUUAGAGGAGACAGAGAAGAUUGGUCAAAAAGUGGAAAGAAGUGCAGAAAGAUUGUUGGUUUCAGUAGUAGCGCCUUAUUUUCAAUGUAUAAUUUGGCUAUUUCUUCUGCGAUACCUUGAGGUGAAGCAUGGAGGCAAAUCAAUGAGAGUGGACCCUUUUUUCAGAACUCCUAUGCGGCUCAAAGCCUGUAAAUUCCUAGAUGUAUCACCUGAAGAAGAUGGAGAUGAAGAUGUUAUGGCUGAAAAGCUGAAAGUUAAAGAGAUGAUAACUUGCCAGGACUGUGAAGAGAAACCAGCAGUAUUGGUCAGCAGCUUACAUAAGGAAUAUGAUGGAAAGACUGAUUUCCUUCUUGGAAGAAAAAUGAAAAAAGUGGCAACUAACUAUCUUUCACUUUGUGUUAAGAGAGGAGAGGUUCUGGGAGUAUUAGGCCCUAAUGGAGCUGGGAAGAGCACACUGAUUAAUAUUCUAGCAGGAGAAGUUGAACCCACUUCAGGCCAGGUGCUGAUGGGGGAUUAUUGUUUAGGUGAAAAUCAUAUGGAUAAUUCCAUGAAAUACAUGGGAUACUGUCCACAGGCAAACCCACUUUGGCCUAAUAUAACAUUACAAGAACAUUUUGAAAUUUAUGGGGCUAUCAAAGGAAUGAAUACUAAUGACAUGAGAGAAGUCAUAAAAUGCUUUUCCAAUGCACUUGACCUUAAGGAACAUCUACAAAAGAGAGUGAAGAAACUUGGUGCAGGAAUCAAACGAAAGUUAUGCUUUGCCUUAAGUAUGCUUGGAAAUCCUCAUAUUACUCUCUUAGAUGAGCCAUCUACUGGUAUGGACCCCAUAGCAAUACAUCACAUGUGGAAAGCAAUCCGAGCAGCCUUUAAAAGUAAAGAGAGAGCAGCUAUUCUGGCAACACAUUAUAUGGCAGAAGCAGAGGCAAUAUGUGAUCGUGUGGCCAUCUUGGUAUCCGGAAAGUUACGGUGCAUUGGAACAGUUCAACAUCUCAAGACUAAAUUUGGCAGGGGAUAUUUUUUAGAAAUGAAAUUAAAAGAAACGCCAGAAUCACAGCAGAAGGAGCACCUUCAAAGGAAGAUUUUGAGCAUUUUUCCAAAUGCAAAUUGUCUGAAAAGUUUUGCUUCAAUUUUGGCAUAUAAAAUUCCAAGAGAAGAUGUCCAGUCACUUGCAUUGGUUUUUUCUAAACUGGAGGAAGCAAAACAUGCCCUUAAUGUUGAAGAAUACAGCUUCUCUCAAGCAACACUUGAUCAGGUAUUUGUGGAACUUGUGAAAGAACAAGAGGAAGAAGACAGCAAUUUUGGUACAUUAAAUGGAACAAUUAGUUGGGAAAGAUCCCAGGAAGAUCGAGUAAUUUUCUGAUUUGUUCUAUUUCAUUUUUCAGAGGCUUUUCUGCCCUCAAAAUAAAUGCUUUUUUUUUUUUUUUUUUAAUAUGCACUGAGUACUAUGAAUUUAGAACAUAUUCCUACACAGCUGAAAGGAUUCACCUUCUUUGCCUUACUAAUGCUAUAGAUAGGGUGAAAUGCUUUUUUUUUUUUUUUAGUAUUCUUAUUAGAUGCAAACCUGUGAUCAAGGAGCUAUAAAAUUGGCUGGACCUUCUUUCUAAGUCUGCAGCAAGCAUGGCAUUUUACGUAUUGGAUAAUGUAGCCAAUGAAUGAAAUUUUGCAUUAACCUAGUAUUUAUUUUUAUGAAAAAGAUUCCAAUCAUUUGUUCCUUUCUGUUUUGUUUUAUAAUGGGGGUGGAAAGAGGGCAAUGUGCAGUGAAAUUAUUUAAGGACAAUUUAAGCAUUCCUGUUUUAGAAAUGCUCAGACUGGAAAAAAAAAACGGCCAUGCAGUACAUGGCAUUCGUAACACAUCCUGUUUCUAUGAUAUGCUUAAUUAAGUCAGUACUAAUCCAGUCAGAUCUUCUUAGUGAAGGUUUUGGCAGUAUACAGUCAUAUCAGGUGGCUCAAAUGUCACCAUGUUGGGACUACAAAAUGUGUUCUACCACUGCUUUCUUCCAAAAGAACCUGAUUUCCCAUGAGCAAGUAAUGCCAUUUAUUUUAGAUGACUAGUUGUGCAAAACUGGUCAUGCAGUCCUACAUCACUGACUGGGUGAAUUUCAUCCAAUGUGUAGCUGCUCUCUCUGGGGCUAUUUAGUUCUCCAGAGGUUAGUUGAUCUAAUAGGCCGCCACCAUCACCUUGACCAGCUGCAUCCACAGAGAAUGUAAAAUAAGACAAAAUGGCAGUCACAAUUGCAUGGUCAAAACCACCAUUUUUACUUUUUUGCCUCCCUCCCCCUCUCUUGGACCCCCUGCGCUUGCCCCAGUUAAGGAUACUGUUAGGAACAGAACUGAUAAGUGAACAACUACAAAUAUUGGCUUGAAUCUACAAAUUAACAGUGAGUGUGAAAUUGAAUCAGAGCUUGUUAAUUUGUUGUCUUCCAUCAUGCUUCUAGAUUGUAGCUCCCAAAAACCUUAUCACCAGUCAUAUAGGCUAGGGCUGAGGACAGCAGGACUUCAGCAACAUAUAAUAGUCCACAAGUUGCCCAUCUAUAACUUAUCUAUCAGCAGAAGAGGAAGAGCUAAUUUUCAUUGAUUCUCACUCUAUGCAACUUCUCUCUCUAUAAAAAUAAUCUCCUCUGCAGGGUUGGGGGAUCUUCUCAGAAAGUAUAGGUGGAGGUACUUAAGGCUGCAGGGAAAAGGUGAAAUCAGCAAAAAUUACCAACCUCCACCUAUUUCCAGCAGUUCUUAGUUAAGAGACAACAAGCCUCCACUGGAUUUUGCUCAAUUUCAUGAGCUGAGUUUGUAGGGCAGUGAAUUCACCCCACUGUUUAUGAAAAUUUCUUUACUACUUCUUUAUUUUAUGAAAUUUUAAGAAUCGCCUUACACCCCAAAUAACUUUUGUUUCUUUUUUUUCUUACCUAAGUUGCCAAUUACAUGUAAUAAUCAUUAUAUAAUCAAUAGUAUCAUUUUUCAGAAGAUACUGCUAAAGGCAUUGUCUAUAAUUUUGCCAGUUCCUGGAACCUUUUGUCACAGUUUUCAUUUGAACAUAUUGUAUAUAAUCCUAAAAAAAGCAGUUGCCUAAAUACUUACUUUUUAAACAACUGUUAUUUAGGUGACUUAAAACUCAGGUAUACCUUAUAAUAAACUGUUAUUAAUUUACCUAAACUUACGUUUUUGGUUUAAAUCUCUUAAAAUGUUUAGGUAACAAUAAGGGAAUGUUAUUGAAAUAAUAAAUCCUCAAAUUGAUGUUAUUUUUCUUCUUGAAUGAAACAAUACCAUGCGAACUUGAGAUUAAUAUUGAAAAGAUGUCAAUAUAUUCAUUAUCUUUUUAAACAAAAACAGUGCUCCAAAUGAGAGACAUCUGCUUUUACUUGUCAUGCUCAACUUUCCUUUUGAGGAUGAGAAAUUCUGAACUUCAGUCACAUGAUCUCUAAUAUUAUAGGUAAGGUAUGAACAUAGGUAUGAAUUUCAUUGACUUGGAAGAAAAGAUGAGGAUAAAGCCACAAAAACAUACUAGUUUUUAGGCAACAUUGAUUAUCAGUCCACAGUGGCCCAAUAUAGGAACAUAUAUAGUAUUGUUACCUGCUAUAUACUUUGUUUUGAAUUAUCAAAAAUGUCACUGUUGCAAACUGCUGAAGCAAACUAUGUAUUACAUUCACAGAUACGUUUAUUUCA
This is a messenger RNA of Python bivittatus (Burmese python), 7477 nucleotides long. RefSeq names its product cholesterol transporter ABCA5-like. Gene Ontology annotation, molecular function: ABC-type transporter activity; ATP hydrolysis activity; ATP binding. Gene Ontology annotation, cellular component: late endosome; membrane. Lineage: Eukaryota; Metazoa; Chordata; Lepidosauria; Squamata; Pythonidae. The record is from RefSeq and is a predicted model, not a curated record. Gene Ontology annotation, biological process: transmembrane transport; lipid transport.